CACCAUGUAUAUGUGGUUCCCGUUUCGCGACUCGGCUCUCGUCCGAGAUGCUCAUCGAGCUGGAGGCACAAAUCCCAGAGUGCGAGAUGGGCCAGGACCCGUCACCCAGUGUUAUCAUUGUUGGUGCUGGAGCGGGAGGUUGUGCGACCGCAGCCCGCCUUUCAAAAUGUGGCUGGCAUGUCACGGUGAUCGAGAAGAACGAUUUCACAGGCGGCAGGUGCUCAUUGAUAUACAAGGAUGGAUACCGAUUUGAUCAAGGACCAAGUUUACUCCUUCUUCCCCAGAUAUUUCACGAGACAUUCCGUGAUCUGGGAACUACCAUGGAAGAUGAGGGUAUCCAAUUGAUCAAAUGCGACUCUAAUUACAAGGUCCAUUUCCACGACAACGCCUCCUUCACUCUCUCGACAGAUUUGGCCAGAAUGAAAGUCGAGGUUGAGAGAUACGAAGGCAAAGGCGGCUUUGACCGUUAUCUCAGUUUCCUCAAGGAGUCCCAUCAACACUACGAACAAUCCGUCAUUCACGUCUUGCACAAGAAUUUCUUCAACUUUUGGAGCAUGUUUAGACACCGCUUUCUGCCGCACUUGCUAGCCCUGCACGUGUUUGAGAGCGUCUACGGACGAGCCAGCAAAUAUUUCUGGACGGAAAGAUUAAGAAGAGUUUUCACCUUUGCGAGCAUGUAUAUGGGGAUGAGCCCUUUCGAUGCCCCCGGCACGUAUAGUCUGCUACAGUAUACGGAACUAGCAGAGGGGAUUUGGUAUCCGAAAGGCGGCUUUCAUCAGGUUGUCGAAGCGCUCGUCAAAAUUGGCAAGCGCGAGGGCGUCGAUUUCCGCCUAAAUACCGCGGUCUCAAAGAUGCUAUUGUUAGACGGCCAGAGCCGCGUCGAUGGGGUCUUGUUGGACAACUGCGAGGAACUGCGAGCAGAUGUCGUUAUCUGCAACGCGGAUCUAAUAUACGCCUACAAUAACCUCCUCCCCUCGACAUCGUACGCGCUGUCGUUGGCGAAGCGCGAGACCUCCUGCUCCAGCAUAUCCUUCUACUGGGGCCUGGACACCCAGUUCCACGAGCUCUCUGCUCAUAAUAUCUUCCUUGCUGAGUACUACAAGGAAAGCUUCGACAGUAUUUUCAAAGCCAAGUUGAUCCCGGAUGAGCCGAGCUUCUACGUCAAUGUACCAUCACGCCUCGAUCCCAAUGCCGCCCCGACCGGAGCAGACGCAGUCACUGUCCUUGUGCCAGUCGGACAUAUGCUUGACGCUUCGAACACUCACAGGGGAAUGUCAGGCGGUAAAGGUGGUUCACAGAGCAGUCAAGACUGGGGACGUAUGGUUUCCGCAGCUCGAGAUACAGUUCUCAAAACUCUGGAGGCACGUCUGGGAAUAUCUCUGGGCCCUCACAUCGUCAGCGAGACGAUCAACACUCCUCCGUCCUGGAGGGAGAGAUUUAAUCUAGACCGUGGCGCUAUUCUUGGCCUUUCGCACUCUUUCUUCAAUGUCUUGUCCUUCCGACCUAAGACCCAACAUCCCAAGAUUAAGAACAUGUAUUUCGUGGGUGCAAGCACCCACCCUGGUACUGGCGUGCCCAUCGUACUCGCAGGUGCCAAACUUGUGAGCGAACAGGUGUUGCGCCAUUGGAACAAGAAUGUGCCAUGGGAGGCAAGCGAAGAUGUUCCAGACAAUGUCAGUCAGUUAGACAAAACGCAGUGGAUUCCGUGGCUUGAAUGGUGGAAUUGGCUCACUGCGCUUUUCUUGAUUGUUUUGGCAUGGACGCUGAGUGUCGCCUUUGCAGAGUGGGCUCCGAGUGUGGUGGAGUGGGCUGGGGAUUGGUGAGUUCGUUUCAAUCCUCUGAUUUGAUCAGAUCAUGUUUCUGAAACGGCGGAAUAUUCUCAAGCGGUUAUAGAGCAAGGGGUCCAAUUCUAUUAACGUUCUGAUAGUGUGGGGUGGAUUUCUUGAUUCAUUUUCGAGUCAAGCGCACUUCACCAUGGAACCCGUGUUCCCCAGUGUAGAUGUGAGGAGGAACCAUGAGGUUGAGGAUUUGGAGAUGAUUGCUCGAGAACUAGUGGAGUCUGAAUGUUACUAUCAGAGCGUUAUAUGGGUUACCCAACUUCUAGCGACAUAUCUUGAGCGAAAUUGCAUUCACUGCAUAGUGCAGCUCCAACC
Molecule: messenger RNA, 2153 nt
Organism: Westerdykella ornata
Lineage: Eukaryota; Fungi; Ascomycota; Dothideomycetes; Pleosporales; Sporormiaceae
Product: phytoene dehydrogenase
Exons: 3
Coding region: 48-1823 (591 amino acids)
Biological process (GO): carotenoid biosynthetic process
Molecular function (GO): oxidoreductase activity
Source: RefSeq, a predicted model, not a curated record